Molecule: messenger RNA, 1284 nt
Organism: Argiope bruennichi
Lineage: Eukaryota; Metazoa; Arthropoda; Arachnida; Araneae; Araneidae
Product: magnesium transporter NIPA2-like
Exons: 1
Coding region: 1-1284 (427 amino acids)
Biological process (GO): magnesium ion transport
Cellular component (GO): membrane
Molecular function (GO): magnesium ion transmembrane transporter activity
Source: RefSeq, a predicted model, not a curated record
AUGUCUGGAUGGCAAAUUAUGGCCACAGAUACACAACCAUCCAAAUUGUAUUUUGAAGCGACAUUAAAUGUGAAAAAAAUUCUAAUGUCGAAAUCAAAUUCUCACUGGAAGAAAAAGAAGUUCAAUAUCCAGAAAGGUGCAGAUACGAUGGUUCUUUUCAGCUCCAAAGCUGUUUAUUUCGAUACUAUGGAAAGUGCAAGCUUGAUGAUAACUGUUAAAAAUCUCUAUAAGAAACAGAAAUCCAAAAUCAUAAUAAUUCUUGAAAUUAACAGUGAUCCGGAUUCAGAGGAAAGUAACAUCAGAAAAUUGCGAUCUAGCGGGGUUUUAGAUAAAUUAUUUCAAAGAGACAAAAGAAAGCCAAAGUCUUUGAAGUUCCAAAAAUUCAAAUCGGGAAGUAUUUAUUUGGGUAUGAUCCUAGCUUCUAUUGCAAGCAUCCUCUGUGGAUUGAGUUUCGUGUUGAAGAAAAGAAGCCUUCUUCAAAUGGAUAAAAGGGAGAAGUACUACCAAAACAAAGGCUGGUGGAUGGCACACUCUCUUAUGAUGGUUGGCGAAACUUUGCAUUUUGUCGCCUUCUUUUUCGCGCCAGCAGUUUUAGUAUGCCUAUUGCAAAUGCUGAUGAUUUUAGUCACAGCGUUUGCUUCGUCCAGUAUCUUAGGAGAAAAAAUGAACACGUAUUGGAAAUUGGCUUUUGCAACAUCUCUAGGUGGAUGCUUGGUAAUUAUUGUCCAUGUUCCCAGAGAGCCUCAUAUAUACAACAUCGAAACCUUCUUGUACAUGGUGACUGCGCCAAUGUUCGCCAUAUACAAUCUCAUCCUCUUUUUCAUUACAAUCAUUAUGAUGCGCUUCUUGAUACCGAAAUGGGGGCAAAUAAACUCAUUGGCGUUCACAGUCCAAAGUGCCAUUUUCGGAUCUAUUAUAGUAGUAGCAUUAAAAGGCGUUCUUCUCGUUUUCACUGAUAAAUUAUUUCAUUGGCUGCCUCUGACUUGUGUCGUGAUAGUUGGCAUUUGCCUUCUGCUGCAGUUUGAAUAUCUGAAUAGAGCCCUUCAUUCCUACAAUACAUUGGUUGUGACAACACAAUAUUAUGUUUCGUAUUCUGCACUUGUAAUAAUAUCGUUGUCUUUGCUCUUUGAAGUUUGGAAUGUGAGUAGUGAAGAAUCGAUUAUGAUAGUUCUUUUAGGAUUUUUUACAACAGCGAUGGGAGUAGUGAUAUUUGCAGUAUUUCAAGAAGAUGAUGCCACAUUUGAUUUUUCAAAACUUUUUGUUGGACCUGAUGAAACAGGAUAA